Molecule: messenger RNA, 1935 nt
Organism: Rhododendron vialii
Lineage: Eukaryota; Viridiplantae; Streptophyta; Magnoliopsida; Ericales; Ericaceae
Product: putative E3 ubiquitin-protein ligase XBAT31
Exons: 8
Coding region: 326-1642 (438 amino acids)
Molecular function (GO): protein binding
Source: RefSeq, a predicted model, not a curated record
GCCCAAGAAAAAUAUCUGACAGCUGCCCAAUGGAGCCAGUCGCCCAUCUCUGACACGGUCAGCUGCCCGCUUCCCCUCAAUGGGCAGCUCCAAACUCCAAUACCCCCCAAGGCAAACACUACUUAAAUGCUUAACCAAUUCAACAACAAUCUACGCCCCCAAUUAUAACCACCACCACCACCACCUCCGCCUGUGGUGAAGGUGGCCAUUGACCCAGGUCAAGGUGGAUGGACCCAUGAAUAGAUAGAUACAUACAUACAUACAUACAUAUACGUUUGUAUUGUAGAGAGAAGUAAGAGAGAGAGAGAGAGAGAGAGCGGAGGUGAUGGGUCAGGGGCUGAGUUGCGCGGCGAGCGACGAGCAUGGCCUGUUCACGGCUAUACAGUUUGGGGACGUGGAGACUGUGAAGGCCGUGCUGGAGAGUGACCCGAGCCUUGUGAAACAGACCACGCUGUACGAUCGCCAUUCUGCCCUUCACGUGGCCGCUGCCAAUGGCCAGAUCGAGAUUGUUUCAAUGCUCUUGGACCGGUCUGUUAAGCCCGAUUCAUUGAAUCGCAAUAGGCAGACUCCGCUUAUGUUGGCUGCGAUGCAUGGGAAGAUCUCUUGUGUGCAAAAGCUUAUUGAAGCCGGGGCUAAUAUUUUGAUGUUUGAUUCAAUUCGUGGAAGAACCUGUUUGCACUAUGCUGCUUAUUUUGGGCAUUCUGAUUGCCUUAAAGCCAUUCUCUCUGCUGCCCGUUCCUCCCAUGUUGCUGCUUCUUGGGGUUUUGCGCGGUUUGUAAAUAUUAGAGAUGGUAAAGGGGCAACCCCUUUGCAUUUGGCGGCUCGUCAAAGGCGGCCCGAAUGUGUCCAUGAUCUAUUAGACAAUGGAGCUCUUGUCUGUGCUUCAACAGGCGGAUACGGCUUCUCUGGAAGCACUCCACUUCAUUUGGCUGCUAGAGGGGGCUCUCUAGAUUGCGUCCGCGAAUUGCUGGCAUGGGGCGCAGAUCGGCUUCAAAUAGACGCAUCUGGGAGAAUACCAUACACAGUAGCUCUAAAGCACAAGCACGUAGCGUGUUCAGCCCUGUUGGAUCCUUCUUCGGCGGAGCCUCUUGUUUGGCCAUCACCUCUCAAGUUUAUCAGCGAGCUUAAUGCAGAGGCAAAAGCUUUGUUAGAACAGGCCUUGAUGGAGGCAAACAGGGAAAGGGAAAAGACCAUUUUGAAGGGUACAGCUUAUUCGGUUCCAUCUCCAUCACAUUCUGAUACCGGAACGGAUGACAAUAUUUCUGAGGUGAGUGACACUGAGUUAUGCUGCAUAUGCUUUGACCAAGUGUGCACGAUCGAAGUCCAAGACUGCGGCCACCAGAUGUGUGCCCAAUGCACAUUAGCCUUGUGCUGUCACAACAAGCCCAACCCAAAAACAGCGUCCCUUAAUGCACCCCUUUGCCCAUUUUGCCGGAGCAACAUUGCCCAGUUAGUGGUUGCUAAUGUUAAGACCGAUAAUGAAAUGGAUUCGAAGCUCAGAAGGUCGAAAAAGUCCAGGAACUUCUGCGAAGGCAGCAGUAGUUUCAAGGGGCUAUCGGCCAUGGGUUCUUUUAGUAAAUUGGGUGGUCGUGGCUCAGGUCGGAUUGCUGCUGAAAAUGAAUGUGUUGACGAUAAGGCUUGAUACCUAGAAAAAUUCAGGGUAUUCAAGAAUUCCAUUUGGCAGCAAGUUAGGUAAUGUAUAGAAGAUCAAUAUCCAUUUGCAUUAUAGAUUUGGGAAAAUCAAUAAGUGAAUUAGUAGAUUUGCAGGAUUGGGGUUGGGUUGGUGAGGAUUGUUGUUGUGGGGCAUUGUUUGUAAUCUUGGUUUUCUUCAGCUUGAAGAAGCAGUGGGUUUUUGAUGGGGCUUGUUAGCUACCUGGACCCAAAAAGGAAAGAAUUCUUUCCAUUUUCCCAAUUCAAAUUCAACAUUUCUUUUAA